UGCACGUCCAUGACGUGCCAAAAUGAGGAAGUGCAUGGUUUUAAUUUGAUCUUGAUCACAUGAUCCGAACCAGAACUACGACCUGAAAUGCGCUUGCAUUUAUGUGCCAUUUGCAAGCGUGUCUACACAGGCAACUUCAAUGCCUAUAGCGGAUGGGAAAAGACAGCAAGGUACGUAUAGAUGUUGAAGCAAAUACAAUUGCCAGCUUGGGCUACCCGGUUGGCACUCAACAUUGUUUUAACGUUGAAUAUUGUUUGUAGGGACACUGUUUGAAUCAGCAUUACUGCGACGUCAUUUAACUAAUAUUUCAAAAUUGAAAUGUUUCCUGUGUGCCUAAGUGCCUGCUAAUUUGUGUGUUGCGGAGAACUGGAAAAAACUAGAAGGCCUACGCUUAUAGUAUAGCAUCACAGUGAAAACAGUUGGUUUCAAGACUCAUCCCAUGGAUUUUAUUGCGGUCUAUGUGAGCACAACAUUGCAAGCAACAGUUAACUUGAGAUCUCGCCUGCUAAAAUAUCGUUCGGAAAAAAGUGGCUCAGCGAGUCACCGGCCUGCAGGUUCUUCAAGCCCAUCCAAUUUGACACCGAAGUCAAUUAGAUCAGCACACGGGUAGGCACAUUGUAAAUGGGCACUAAAUCCAGGGUAAAGUUCGCUGUGUCCCGGCAUUUUAAGUGAUCCAGUGUAACGGGAUUUAUUUCACAAGAGAUUCUGAAGAAGAUACAAAAUGAAGAGAGGGGCCAUGUUCACAUCUUUACGUGUAUUACAAUGGGGAAUGACCUUUCAACUUAUGCUUUUUCUCUCGGAGCAGGGUAAUGUUCCUGGCUAUCUGGGAUGUUUCGGAGAUAGUAGUGAUCGUGUCCUCCCGGUCGGUCCUGGAGUAGACGGUGAAAAACAGUCGGUAGAGUGGUGCUUCAGAUACUGCUUAGAGGAUGGAUCAACGCAGUACAAAUACGCUGGACUCGAAUACGCGAGCGAAUGCUUCUGCGGGAACGACGACGAUAAUGACAAAUACGAGGAAAAGCCAGAUUCUGAUUGCGACCAUAUGUGCCGAGGAAACACUGACCAGUUUUGUGGAGGCUACUGGCGCAUCUCCGUAUACAAAAUUUCGCAAGGCGUAUGCAGUAAUGAUAUUGGACCACCUGAUAAUGGAAACCACACCAUUAACAACCCACGUUCACUGUCUUACAAUCUGAACAACUUCAAGUUCUUCGGGACUCGAGUGGAUUUCUCCUGUGACGUUGGAUAUACUCUUCAUGGAGCCUCGUCCAUUGAAUGCAUAGACACUGGCUUCAACAACGUCACGUGGAGUGAAUCCGUACCAAGCUGUGAAGUACCAACAACCGUGCCUAGCACUACUUUCCAAAGCAGCACAGUGGCAACUACGCCCUCUUCGACGCGUUUCAAAAGAGACACACCCGGGCCGAAUAACCCGAACACAGGAAAGCUGAAAACAGCAACAAUAAUAGGAAUAUCAGUCGGAGCCGGAGUAGUCAUAGGACUAGUACUGUCAGCAAUCUUUCUUUGGAAGAAAAGAAGAUAUACAAGAAAGAAGAGGCCACAUGUGACAUUGGCAAAGACUGGAGACCGUUACACUAACAAUGCAUACGGACUGCCGGAGACAGUCAGCCAGUCUGUUUCGAAUCAGGUUAAUGCACCAGUUUACAGUACCGUCAUCCAACAGAAGUCCCAUUAUGACGACGUGUACACAACUCCUGAUGUCGUCACCAGCACACGCAAAGAGGAGGAACCUCCCAGACCGUCACGUGACGUCAACGUUGGGAGUGCAUCACCCGAUCACGAAAAUGGGUGGGUCGAGAACACAGUGUACGAGUGUGAAUCAUUUCCUGUCGACACAAGACCAAUUAAUGAUACUGGCGGACAAACAAACGCACAGCCACCACUGACAAUAGAUAUGAAGCCCGGAUGGGUGGAAAAUACCAUCUACGAAUGAAAGAGAUAUCCCAAGCGAUCGAGCCCUAUAGUAAUUAUGGUGUUUAGCAAUCAUACGAGAGAUUAAUGAAAACACGUACUACGACAAAACUCGGAUUCCUUCUCAAUUAGUGUACAUCUCAUUCGUGAUGUUAUACUUUUUGUUCUGUGCCCUAAGAAACAUGGACUUGCAACGCCUUCGUAUAAAAAAUAAGCCAACCAGCGGCCAUUUUGCCGAGCCGAAUACAAAU
This is a messenger RNA of Acanthaster planci (crown-of-thorns starfish), 2177 nucleotides long. RefSeq lists its product as uncharacterized. The record is from RefSeq and is a predicted model, not a curated record. Gene Ontology annotation, cellular component: plasma membrane. Lineage: Eukaryota; Metazoa; Echinodermata; Asteroidea; Valvatida; Acanthasteridae.